Messenger RNA from Lithohypha guttulata, 4743 nucleotides. RefSeq names its product drs2 neo1 protein (gene DNF3). Gene Ontology annotation, cellular component: plasma membrane. Bases 1 to 4743 code for a protein of 1580 amino acids. Gene Ontology annotation, biological process: post-Golgi vesicle-mediated transport; endocytic recycling; phospholipid translocation. Gene Ontology annotation, molecular function: ATPase-coupled intramembrane lipid carrier activity; ATP hydrolysis activity; magnesium ion binding. The record is from RefSeq and is a predicted model, not a curated record. The transcript is spliced from 4 exons. NCBI's taxonomy places the organism in Eukaryota, Fungi, Ascomycota, Eurotiomycetes, Chaetothyriales, Trichomeriaceae.
AUGCGCAAUGAAGCACGACCAUACCAAACCGCACAAUAUACUUCUCGGGUGAUGUCUGAUAACAGGAACAAUCAGAAUGACCCCGAGGCAGCUGAUGCAGGUCGUCCUGAUGAACUGACGUAUCAUGCACAGUCUCGAGCUGCUGCAGGAAAUGCCUUCACACAGGGCGGUGGUGAAGCAUCUCCAAGGAACUCGAAUCUUGAAUCACAGUCUAAUGCACGACUAACACAGCCGUCUCAACAGGUACAGACUCAGCUAGCAGGAAAAGCAAGAGUGCAGAAUGUGGUCGCUCAGCCAUCGGGGGUGUCGUUGCAAGCGCGAGAUCGAGGCUACUCGCUGAGAAGAGCCUUGUUCGCCCAUAACAUCCAGAAGCAGAACGACGAACGCGGAAGUGUGCUGGAACUAACAUCGUCCUCUUCAAGUCAGCAAUACCCCCCGAGGGAAGAUAAAAGUUCAAAGGGUCCCGCCGUCAUAACCAUCGAAGAUGGAGACGGACGUGGCUCCGGGGCAUCUCCCAGGACGGGCGUACUCCCCACCAUUGAGACGAGGGACCGCUCGAGAUGGCCGGCCAGACAAGGACAACACACGGCUGGCUUGCACAUCGCGUUCAACGCUAUAAAAGAAUGGUUGGGCGGCAAGUUCGGCCCUAUUCAACUACCCCCUACGGUGGACGGCAGACAUGUGCAGGUCAAUACACAUAGCAAAGCCGGCCCGACUGACGAACGGACUGGCAAGCCGCACAUCAACAACAGGAUUCGGUCCUGUAAAUACACAAUCUGGAAUUUCUUUCCUAAGCAACUAGUUGCGCAAUUUGGCAAGCUUGCUAACUUCUACUUUCUUAUCAUAUCUAUCUUGCAGUUGAUACCGGGCCUUUCAACCACGGGUUCUUUCACUACUUUGCUGCCGUUGCUGAUAUUCGUCGGCAUUUCCAUGGCUAAGGAGGGGUAUGAGGAUGUGCGCAGGAACAAAUUCGACAAGGAGGAAAAUGAGCGGCUGGUUCUUGUAUUGAACGAGUCCUGCAGGAGCAACUUAAAGACGACUGGCAUCCAAGAUGAUAGUUCGAAUACGUCCUCUCAUACCUCGACCAGAAAAAGCGACCUUUCCGGAGGACGCCUGGACGUCACUGAACCUAAACACCUGUUGUCAUCGCCGCACGCCUCUGCCUGGACCAAGAUCAAGUGGCAAGAUCUCAAUGUUGGCGACGUUGUCUUGCUGAAACGUGACGAUCCAGUGCCAGCAGACAUUGUUCUGUUGCAAACAGCCGGAACGGAAGGAACAGCACUCAUUGAGACCAAAAGUUUAGACGGUGAAACUAGCCUCAAAACUAGAAAGCCUUUGGAAAUAGUUUCCCAAAAUUGUAUCGGGGAGGAUGCCAUUGUUCGCUUGGAGGCCGAUUUUGUCGUGGAAGAUCCUAAUCUCGACCUUUACAAGUUCGACGGCCGAGUCUCCGCAGCAGGCCAGAACUUUCCGCUUACCUCGAAUGAGGUGGUGUAUCGCGGAUCUACCAUUCGAAACACCCCAUCAGCUAUAGGUUUGAUCGUAUACUCGGGCGAGGAAUGCAAAAUCAGGAUGAAUGCGAACAAGAAUCCUCGUGUCAAAGCUCCAACCCUCCAGGCGAAAGUGAACAGAGUCGUCAUCAUUGUUGCCAGUUUAGUGCUCUUCAUUGCCAUUAUCCUCACCAUAGGCUAUGUAUUCUGGAAGCGGACCACCGAAAACAAGAGCUGGUAUCUACAGGAGGCAGACGUGCCCUUUGCGCACAUACUAGUUGGAUUUAUCAUAAUGCUCAAUACUAUGUUGCCGUUGUCGUUAUACGUCUCCCUGGAAAUUGUCAAGGUGGCCCAGAUGUUUAUGAUGAACGAUUCCGACAUGUAUGACUCAACAACGGAUAUUCCUAUGGAACCAAAGACUUCGACCCUGAAUGAAGAGCUUGGUCAAGUUAGCUAUAUUUUCUCAGAUAAAACAGGUACUUUGACCAACAACUCAAUGAAAUUCAGAAAGAUGAGUAUCGCCGGCACUGCCUGGUUGCAUGAUCAUGACCUUCGAAAGGAUAUCAAGUCUGCUUCCGCAGAUCUCAAAGGUCAAAAAGCGAGCAAAGAUAAGGAGAAGAGUUAUGUGAAAGGAAUUCAUCAAGGUGAUUCGAUGUCAGAGCAGGGUGCACACCAGCAAAAUCUAGCAGCUCGAUCCCUAAGGAAAGAAGAGUACACAUCGACUGGCAAAACUGAUGACCUGCUGUGCCAUAUCUGGCAACACCCUCAGAGCCCUUUCGCUCGCAAAGCGCGCUUCUUUAUCCUGGCUUUGGCGUUGUGCCACACAGCUAUUCCGGAGAAGACAACAGAGGGUGAAAUCAUUUAUCAAGCAGCUAGUCCAGAUGAAGUAGCUCUUGUAACUGCAGCGCAGGACCUUGGCUUUAUAGUUACGGAUCGUCAAUCAGGCACUAUCAGUGUCAGAAUACUUGCACAGGAAGACGAGGAGGACGCCCUUGCUGAAACCUACCAGGUCCUAGAUGUGAUUGAGUUUUCCAGUAUACGGAAGAGGAUGUCCAUACUGGUUAGGUUUCCAGAUGAUAGAAUUUGCCUUUUCUGCAAAGGUGCUGAUACUGUGGUUAGGCAACUCCUGGCCAAAGCCGACCUCGCCGCCAAGUAUGUCGAGGAUGUGCGACGAAGGACUGAUGCGAGGAAAAGCCUGGAAGCGCAAAUUGCGGUGCAACGUCGCAGUACUCAAAUGAGCAGGAAGUCGCUCUCGAGGGGUAUUCAUCCUUCACUAAUUGGUCGGCAAAGUAGUGUUUCGCUGGGGCGAAGACAUUCUGUACGAGACAGUGUCGAUAUGUGGUUGAAGGAUAGGGAAGGAGAAGCUGCACCGCCACGAAAGAGUGGCAUUCACUACACACCUCGACCAUCUCAAAGUGCCCCGGCACAUGAGGCUACGCGGGGUACGCCCACCCAAAGCUCGUUCUCUGACGAUGAGCUAGACAGUCUUGUUGAGAACCUCAAUGACGAUGAUGUGUUUCAGCGAUGCUUCAAUCACAUCGACGACUUCGCAACGGAAGGUCUUCGAACUUUGGUUUAUGGACAUAGAUUUGUACCUGAAGACGAAUACUGCGAAUGGAAAGAGCUGUAUCACGCUGCAUCUACGAGUCUGACUGACCGCCAAUUGAAGAUUGAACAAGUGGCUGAGAGUAUCGAGCGACAGCUUGAACUGACAGGCGCCACAGCCAUCGAGGACAAGUUACAGGAUGGUGUUCCUGAUGCCAUCGAACGUUUUCGGAGAGCGGGCAUCAGGAUAUGGAUGCUGACUGGAGACAAACGGGAGACUGCUAUCAAUAUUGGUCAUUCAUGUCGGCUUAUCAAGGAUUAUUCGACAGUUAUGGUCAUAGACCAAGAAGCAUCAGAUCUAGCUUCUUGUCUGACUCAAUUCGUAUCUGAUGUGCAGAGAGGCCAUCUGGCACACACUGUUUGUGUCGUCGAUGGACAAACACUUACAGCCAUAUCGUCAGAUUUUGCGCUCAAAACAUUGUUCACUGACUUGGUAAUCAUGGCCGACUCGGUUAUUUGCUGCAGGGCGUCUCCGGCGCAAAAGGCCGACCUGGUCAAAACAAUCAGAACUAGAGUGAAAGGCUCUGUGACGCUGGCCAUCGGCGACGGUGCCAAUGAUGUCGCCAUGCUACGCGAGGCACAUCUUGGCAUAGGCAUCGCUGGAAAGGAAGGCCUUCAAGCAGCGAGGAUGUCUGACUACUCGAUCGGUCAAUUUCGGUUCCUACUUAAGCUUUUGCUCGUUCAUGGUCGCUGGAACUAUAUCAGAGUAUGCAAGUACACCCUAGGCACGUUCUGGAAAGAGAUGAUUUUCUAUCUUGUUCAGGCGACUUAUCAAAGAUGGAAUGGCUUUACUGGAACCAGUCUGUAUGAACCUUGGAGCUUGAGCAUGUUUAACACCCUAUUUACGAGUCUGCCUGUGAUCUUUAUGGGCGUCUUUGAGAAAGAUCUAGCGCCAUCUACCCUCCUGGCUGUACCGGAACUGUACAAAAUCGGGCAGCAGAAUCGAGGUUUCAACAUACCACUAUACUUCUGGUGGGCCUCGCUUGGUGCCGUGGAGGCGAUGAUCGUCUAUUUCACCAUGUUUAGUAUCUACGGUGAGGCACUUUUUACGAGGGAUAAUCAGCUCUUUGCUAUGGGAGCUUUGGCUUUCUCAGCCUGCGUGACAUUGAUCUCACUCAAGCUUCAAUUCUUCGAGCUGCACAACAAGAGCGUCAUGGCCGCGAUUGCGAUCUUCCUGUCGCUUGGAGGGUGGUGGUUAUGGAAUCUGAUACUCUCAGAAGUCUACGACCCUGACAACCGGCUCUACAACGUUAACGGCGGCCUCGUUCACUCUUUCGGGACGAAUGUCUUGUGGUGGAUGACGCUCAUUCUUAUUGUUCUCGAAGUGAGCAUUCUUGAGAUACUGAUCAAAGUUGUCAAGACCAUAUAUUCUCCAAACGACGUCGAAGUUUUUCAAGUCUAUGAACGUGAUCCGGAAAUUCGGAAGCGCUUCGAGGAGAGCAGUGCAGGACUGUUACAGCAAAGCUUGCCAGGAAAGACGAAAGAAUCGAGCCUAGGUAUUGCAAGAGAGGAAGAAGAACAAACAAAACGCGAAGCUGAAGUGCAAGAUAUCUUGGACAAUCGCUUUCGGGCCAUGGAGUCUACUACUGUAGGUGAUGUGAUGCCUCCUUUUGGUGGAAUGCGUAAGAGAAACUCGUGGGCCCCCACGUGA